AUGAAGGCCGUUGCUUCCAUUCUUGCCCUCGUGGCCACAGUUCAGGCUCAUUACACCUUCCCAUCUCUCAUCACCGGCAGCACCACGACACCUGAGUGGCAAUAUGUGCGCCAAUGGACAAACUAUCAGUCCAACGGCCCCGUAACGGAUGUCUCCUCCCUCGACAUCCGAUGCAAUGCUGGAGGAGCCUCUAAGUCGGCCGCUGGGAUUCAAACCGUUGCCGCCGGCUCUCAAGCUGGCUUCACUGCCUCUCCAGACAUUUAUCACCCCGGCCCACUGAUGGCCUACAUGGCUAAAGUGCCCUCCGGCAAGACGGCUGCUAAUUGGGAUGGAAGUGGGAACGUGUGGUUUAAGAUUUUUGAGCAAGGGCCGACGUUUGGCAGCCAGCUGACGUGGGCAAACAACGGCUAUACCAAAGCUAUGUUCACGAUCCCUAGCUCCGUCCCCGCAGGCGACUACCUCUUCCGCAUUGAGCAUAUUGGCCUCCACUCAGCAUCUGCCGCCGGCGGUGCACAGUUCUACAUCUCGUGCGGACAAAUUACAGUUACGGGCGGUGGAUCAGGAACCCCAGGCCCGCUUGUUGCGUUUCCUGGAGCGUAUAAGGCAACGGAUCCGGGACUGAUGAUUAAUAUUUAUUACCCAGUUCCAACCACGUACCAGAUGCCCGGUCCUGCUGUUUGGAAGGGAUAA
This is a messenger RNA of Venustampulla echinocandica, 690 nucleotides long. RefSeq lists its product as uncharacterized. The record is from RefSeq and is a predicted model, not a curated record. The transcript has 4 exons. The coding region runs from base 1 to 690 and encodes 229 amino acids. Lineage: Eukaryota; Fungi; Ascomycota; Leotiomycetes; Helotiales; Pleuroascaceae.